This is a messenger RNA of Passer montanus (Eurasian tree sparrow), 2404 nucleotides long. It is a transcript of the gene CCNA2, whose product is annotated as cyclin A2. Gene Ontology annotation, cellular component: cyclin A2-CDK2 complex; cytoplasm; nucleus. NCBI's taxonomy places the organism in Eukaryota, Metazoa, Chordata, Aves, Passeriformes, Passeridae. The record is from RefSeq and is a predicted model, not a curated record. Gene Ontology annotation, biological process: mitotic cell cycle phase transition; regulation of cyclin-dependent protein serine/threonine kinase activity. Gene Ontology annotation, molecular function: cyclin-dependent protein serine/threonine kinase regulator activity. The coding region runs from base 35 to 1258 and encodes 407 amino acids. The transcript is spliced from 8 exons.
UCCGCCGCGCUGCCCCCCCGCUCCUGCCGCGGCCAUGCUGGCGGAGCAGGAGAACCAGGAGAACGUGCCCCCGCCGGCGGCCGGCAAAGCCGCGGCGGCGCCGCCCGCCGCCGGCACCCGCGUGGCGCUGGGGCUGCUGCGGGGAGCGCAGCAGCGCGCCGGGAUCCCGCUGCAGGCGGCGCGGGGCGGCUGCGAGGGCCAUGGAGCGGCGGCGGGGCUGCAGCAGCAGCAUCAGCACCAGCCCUUCUCCAUCCAUGUGGACGAGCCCGACGGGGAGCGGGAGCCGCGGCGGCAGCUGGGCGUCCCGGCGGGGCAGAAGGAGGAGGCGGCGCUGGGGCUGCGUGCGGCCGUGUGCACCCUGGGGGAGCGGCGGCCCCUGGCUCCGCUGGGCAACGCCAUGGAGCUGAGCUUCGAUUCUCCAAGUAUUAUGGAUAUUUCAAUAACCUCAGAAACAGAAGAAAAAGCACCAAAUGUUAAUAACGUGCCAGACUAUAUCAAUGAAAUCCAUACGUACCUGAGGGAAAUGGAGGUGAAGUGCAAGCCCAAAAUAGGUUACAUGAAGAAGCAACCUGAUAUCACAAACAACAUGCGGGCUAUUCUUGUGGACUGGCUGGUGGAAGUUGGAGAAGAAUACAAAUUACAGAACGAAACCCUGCACUUAGCUGUAAAUUACAUUGAUAGGUUUCUUUCUUCCAUGUCUGUUUUGAGAGGAAAACUUCAGCUUGUGGGUACUGCAGCUAUGCUGCUUGCAUCAAAGUUUGAAGAGAUCUACCCUCCUGAAGUAGCCGAGUUUGUCUACAUCACAGACGACACCUACACCAAGAAGCAGGUCCUAAGGAUGGAGCACUUAAUUCUGAAGGUUUUGUCAUUUGACUUGGCAGCUCCAACAAUCAACCAGUUCCUCACCCAGUACUUCCUACACCAGCAGACAGAUGCUAAAGUGGAGAGCCUGUCAAUGUACCUGGGAGAGCUGAGUCUAAUUGAUGCUGAUCCUUACCUGAAAUACUUGCCAUCAGUUAUUGCUGCUGCAGCAUUUCAUCUGGCAGAUUACACACUCACUGGACAAGCCUGGCCUGAAUCCCUGUGCAAAGUAACCGGCUAUACCCUUGAAGACAUCAAGCCUUGCCUCAUAGACCUGCACAACACCUACCUCAAAGCAGCCCAGCACACACAACAGUCCAUAAGGGAAAAGUACAAGAGUACCAAGUACCAUGGAGUAUCGCUCAUUGACCCACCAGACACACUAAACUUAUCGUAAUAAUCAAGAGACUGAUUUUUAAAGAGAUGUAUAUUACAAGGAAAUGAUGUACAGUUUUAAACAUGGUUCAGGAUUCUAGAUGUGAUCACUCAAAAUAUGAAUACAGGCUUUGAUGACUUCAAUUAUGAAGUUUUGUUUCAUGUGGUUUUAAUGUAAAUCUUUUGUACAUGCAAUCUUGUUAAGAGUUUUAGCUGUUUUUUUAUCAAAAUGUUCUCUUCAGGCACAGAAUUAACCAUGCAGGCCACGUGAAGUCUGAGACUGCUUAUCUAAUUAUAGACUAAAUGUUAAUAUUAGCAGUGCAUUAUUAUAGUAGGGCUUUUUCUCCUUCUGGGUGAGAAAGAUUUGGUCUCCACAGAGUAUCAGUAGCAUUUUUAUUCUGUCUAGUUUAAACUGAGACUUAGCAUAGAUCCAAAACGUUGCCUUAAUGGCUAUAAAACUGGAAGAAACUCUAUGGCCAUGAGAAGAACUCCUUGCUGGAACUGACUCAUGAGGCUGUUUAGGACGUGCCCCAGUUGCUGUAUAAUGUAGUGCCAGAUCUUCAUCAGGAGAAAGGCUGAAUGCUCUGCUGCAGGGACUGCACAGUUAAAACCCCUGCACCAGUUCAUACCUCACGCUUCCGCUACGCAGAAAACGGUCUUGCUGUCAGUAUUUUCUGGUCCAAGUGUAAAACUGAUACUAAUCUAAACCCGUGGAGUUUCCAUUGAUGUGCUGGCUGUCCCAGAAGUCCAUGGAUGCCUACUGAGAAAAUUAGUCCUCCGUCUGCUCACCAUGUACCUCUUUAGGGGUGGUGGAAGGGCUAAACUCCAGUGGGUGAACUGCUGCUCUGUGGCCUCAAGAGCAGGGAAUGUCUUCUGACAUGGAUGGGCUGCGUGCAGAGCAGCAAGAAUUCCAUAUGCCCCUCAUGCUUGGGAGGAGCUCCUCUCUGGCACACAGCAAAAAUGUGCCAUGUUUUUCCUUAGUUCUGGAACUGUUACAUAAGCAAACUGGCAUUCAAUCAGCAUUAGAUCAAGUGGAUGUUUACUUUCAGCCUGUGUAAAUGGAGUGAUGCUGCCCUGUACCACUGCUGUUGGCAUGUAAAGCAGCGAGUGCACGGAAGUGGGCUGAAUUGAGCCAUUUCCAGGUUGGCUAAUAAACAGUUUUUGUAUC